This is a messenger RNA of Siniperca chuatsi (mandarin fish), 2368 nucleotides long. It is a transcript of the gene gda, whose product is annotated as guanine deaminase. Gene Ontology annotation, molecular function: zinc ion binding; guanine deaminase activity. NCBI's taxonomy places the organism in Eukaryota, Metazoa, Chordata, Actinopteri, Centrarchiformes, Sinipercidae. The record is from RefSeq and is a predicted model, not a curated record. Gene Ontology annotation, biological process: guanine catabolic process. Bases 95 to 1459 code for a protein of 454 amino acids. Gene Ontology annotation, cellular component: cytosol. The transcript has 14 exons.
GUCGUACGUCCUGUUGCUUCCCGAGGACAAAACUCGCUGCGCUGUUGCUGCUGCAGGUAUCUUACUGCUGGACUCCGACUGAUCUAUUGUAGGGAUGGCAAACUCUAACAGACCCACCACAGAAAUUGCGAACGUAUACAGGGGAACAUUUAUCCACUCGACCCAGCAAACAGCGCUGCAGGUCCUGGAAGAUGCGCUCCUGGGAGUGGAUAUAAAGGGAAAGAUUGCUUUCAUUGGGAAAGGCACAGAGCUAGACACACUGUCUCAGACCUUUGGAUUCAGUUCAUCUGAAGUCACUCAACUGGCACAACAUGAGUUCUUCAUACCUGGAAUGGUGGACACCCACAUCCAUGCACCCCAGUACAGCUUUGCUGGCACAGCCCUGGACAUGCCCUUACUGCAGUGGCUCAGUACCUACACCUUUCCUGUGGAGUCACGUUUCCAGGACUUGGAGUUUGCCAACAGGGUCUACACUCAAGUAGUGAAAAGGACCCUGAGAAACGGAACAACCACUGCAUGUUACUUUGCUACUAUACAUACAGAUGCCUCUCUCCUGUUGGCCCAGAUUGCAAAUGACUUUGGACAGCGUUCCUUGGUGGGCAAGGUGUGCAUGGACAGGAACGAUUCAGUGAAACAUUACAAAGAGACCAUUCAGGAAUCUAAAGAGGAAACCUGUCGGUUCAUUGCAGAGCUCUUGAACAAAAAGUACCCUCUCGUGAAGCCAGUGGUGACUCCCCGCUUCGCUCUAUCUUGCACAGGAGCUUUGCUAGGACAGCUGGGAGCAAUCGCUAAGAAUAACAACCUGCACAUUCAGAGUCAUAUCAGUGAAAACAUUGAGGAAGUGAAGAUUGUGAAGGAGCUGUUUCCUGAAUCAGACUCUUAUACAGACGUUUAUCACAAAUACAACCUGCUUACUGACAAGACAGUGAUGGCCCAUGGCUGCCACCUCAGUGAUGAAGAGUUGGCUCUGUUCAAAGAGACAGGAGCCUCUUUGUCUCACUGUCCCAAUUCCAACAUUUCGUUGUGCAGUGGAGUGUUGAACGUCCGCAACGUCCUGAAACACAAAGUGAAGUUGGGGCUGGGAACAGACGUGGCGGGUGGCUACUCUGCCUCUAUGCUGGAUGCUGUGAGGAGAGCUUUGGACUCAUCCAAAGUCUUGGCCAUCCAGAACCAAGAACAUGAAACACUCACCUUUGAGGAGGUGUUCAGACUGGCCACACUGGGAGGCAGCCAAGCCUUGUCCCUGGAUGACCAAACAGGAAAUUUUGAAGUGGGCAAAGACUUUGAUGCCCUGAGGGUGAAUGUAACUGCUCCUGGUGGACCCAUCGACCUCAUCCAGUCUGAAGGACCAAAGACUCUUUUGGAGAAGUUCUUGAAUUUGGGUGAUGACCGUAACAUACUGGAGGUGUUUGUGGCCGGGAGGAAGGUGGUACCAUUCACAGAGCCAACACCAGAGUAAACGCUUGGGACUUUGUGCUGGUCACGUAAAACUGCUUUCUGUAGCUGCAUUGGCUUGAUGAUCUCAUAUUUGCGCUUGUGUAGCUAGAAAAUGCUUUAUGAUCAGAAGGCUGGGAUUGAUUUGAGUUAUAAUCAUAAAUAAUUUUUUAUACAGUCUACAUCAGAUUGUAGCACUCACUGUGGUGAAACUGGGAACUCAUGAUACAAACUUGAAAAGUUAUCAGAAUCAGAAAUACCCAAGGGGAAACUCAAAAUAUAAUAUGCUAUAACACAGUUAAGAUAAAUUAAGUACAAAGUGGAUAUAAGUAUAAAAGAUAAAAUAAGUGAAAGUACCAAAGUGGAUUUAGAGGUAUAAUACAAUAUAAUAGUAUAAGUAAUAUAAGUCAUAAGUAAUAGAGCAAUAUUCCAGUUAUGGGACUGUUCUCUGUAUGAACUGAAAUAAGAAUUUUACAUUUCAUUUUAACAUUUAGCAGUGCUAACAUUUGCCUGAUCAAAAUCCACAUCCAGAUCACACUCAAUGGAAAGUGAAAUUGCGCUUAACCUGGUGCCUUAUCAGAAUCAGUUACUUUUGAUAUAGUUUUGUCAUACUAACCUUAGAUUUACUCAUCAAUUCAAGUGCUUUUAUUACUGUGAUUAUGGAUUUUAAGGGACACCCAAGUGAAAUAUAUGAAUUAAUUUAUAUUAUUACACAUUGUCUUAUGAAUGUUGGGAAAUUAAGGGAAAUUAAACGAUUGCUGAUUUUGUGUCAUGAUAAAUUAGAAUGCAUUUACGAUAAAUUUACUUCUUUACUGAAAUAUAGCCAUUUUUUACACAACAUAUCACUGUGAAACCAAAUGUUACAUAUUAAAGGAACUCUUUGUAGCUACACUUUGAUGUAUCACAUCGUGGGAAAUAAAAAAAAAUCACCAAG